AUGGACAGAAGGUGGAUACAAAACCCGAACAGAUGCGCAGACGAAUACUUGGAUGGAAUCGAGGAUUUUAUUGAGUUUGCACGUAGACACAACCCGGGUGCAACUAGAAUCCGUUGUCCUUGUAGGAGGUGCAACAACACGUUAUGGGAGACAAUUGAAAAUGUUGGAUUUCAUUUAGUAAGGAAUGGAAUGAUUGAGACAUAUAGCAUUUGGAACCUUCACGGGGAACAAUUAGAGCAUGCUUCGUCUUCAAAUGCCACAAGAGUGGACAAUGUUCAACCUAUUGUGGAUGCUAAUGAUGAAGUCAUGGAUAUUAUACAGGAUGUUUUUCCAUUUGCAUCGACCAACAUGAAUCAAGAAGAGCAAGAUGAUGUGCCUACACCAAUAGACAGUGCGGAGUUUGAACAAUAUGAGAAAUUGUUAAAAAAUGCCAACCAAGAGUUAUACCCGGGGUGCGAGAGCUUUUCCGUUCUCACAGCCAUUGUGGAGCUAAUGCACGGAAAAAUAAAGUAUCGUAUGUCGAACCUGUGUUUCGAUUACUUUUUGGGGGUUUUCAAGAGAAUGCUUCCGACGGACAAUUGUUUGCCGAAAGACCAUAAACAGGCGCAGAAGGUGUUGAAUGGUCUUGGAUUGGGUUAUGAAAAAAUCCAUGCUUGCAAAAACAAUUGCAUGUUAUUCUACAAAGAGCAUGAAUCGUUGGAUACAUGUCCUAUAUGCAAUGAGUCGAGGUUCAAGAUGACAUCUCAGAAUAGGACGACUAAGAUCCCACAAAAAGUCAUGCGUUAUUUGCCCCUGAAACCUAGGUUGCAGCGAUUGUAUAUGUCGACGCAUACUGCCACAGACAUGAAAUGGCAUCAGGAAAAACGGGUAGACGAUGAUGUGAUGCGGCAUCCUGCAGAUGGGGAGGCAUGA
This is a messenger RNA of Prunus armeniaca (apricot), 912 nucleotides long. The record is from the annotation of a GenBank genome assembly. Lineage: Eukaryota; Viridiplantae; Streptophyta; Magnoliopsida; Rosales; Rosaceae.